AUGAAGCCCCGUCCAUUCCCCUUCCUCCUCAACAUCGGGACGGACAUCGUCCACCUCCCCCGAAUCACCCGCCUCCUCAACCGUCCAGGAAACUACCUCCACCGCUUCACCCGCCGCAUCCUCAGCGAACCCGAACAACAAGACUUCCGCGCCAGAUUCGCAACCGCAGCCCCCGCACACAUCAGUACAGAUAUGGCCCGCUGGCUCGCGGGCCGGUUCGCGGCCAAGGAGGCUGCGCGCAAAGCUGCGCCUGCGGGCGCGGCGGCGGUUUCUUGGAAAGAUGUCCUGGUGAGGGUGGGGGACGUCGAGGGUCGGCCGGAGGUGGUGUACUUGGAUGCGGAGGGGGGAGGGCGCGUGGGCAAGUUGUCUAUCUCGCAUGAUGGGGAGUAUGUGGUUGCGACUGUGCUUGCGGCUGAGUGA
Aspergillus clavatus NRRL 1 is the source of this 420-nucleotide messenger RNA. RefSeq names its product holo-ACP synthase. Gene Ontology annotation, molecular function: holo-[acyl-carrier-protein] synthase activity; magnesium ion binding. The record is from RefSeq and is a predicted model, not a curated record. Gene Ontology annotation, biological process: fatty acid biosynthetic process. The coding region runs from base 1 to 420 and encodes 139 amino acids. Lineage: Eukaryota; Fungi; Ascomycota; Eurotiomycetes; Eurotiales; Aspergillaceae. The transcript has a single exon.